This is a messenger RNA of Cheilinus undulatus (humphead wrasse), 5098 nucleotides long. It is a transcript of the gene erap1b, whose product is annotated as endoplasmic reticulum aminopeptidase 1b. The transcript has 19 exons. Gene Ontology annotation, biological process: proteolysis; peptide catabolic process. Gene Ontology annotation, cellular component: cytoplasm. Bases 440 to 3262 code for a protein of 940 amino acids. Gene Ontology annotation, molecular function: metalloaminopeptidase activity; zinc ion binding; peptide binding. The record is from RefSeq and is a predicted model, not a curated record. Lineage: Eukaryota; Metazoa; Chordata; Actinopteri; Labriformes; Labridae.
UCGAGGAUCUGUUUCCUACUUUAACAGCUAAUGUAGCUUUCCUGCUUAAAAUCAUUUUGCUACCAUUUGCGGGAAUAUACAUUCACGUUAAUGGGAAGUAUGUUUUGUAUGUAUGUUGCAGACUCUUUUUUUCCACUUUUUUUUUCCCAGGAGGCGUUUAGUUCAUGUUUUUUUCGAUCAUAUGUUAAAGCUGCAGACAUGACAGCGUGCCCUGAAGUUCAAACGGCGUCAAAUGUUCAGUUUACAGUCAUAUCUUCACCUGUAUCUGUUAUGUAUCCGACAACCUAAAGCCGUUGACACCUCCUGUGGUUGCCCAUUUCCCAGCAUGCAACUCCAGUUUCGUCUGUUUCACUUUCACUCUCUUUCACUGUGGUGAGACGUAUGGUACGUGUGCUGAAGACGACACUGUGAGAGGGGGCAUCCUGCUUUUUUCAUCACCAUGUUAUCUCCUCUCCUCCUGCUGCUCUUCCUCCCCUUUCCUCCCUCUUUUGGAGCUCAGUUGCCAAAUCAAAACCAAGCUAAAGAUGUCCCCAUUUCCACCAAUGGACAGCCCUUCCCCUGGGACCGCAUGAGACUUCCUAAAACCGUCUUCCCCAUCCACUAUGACCUUACCAUCCACCCCAACCUCACCACCCUCGACUUCACCGGUGUUGUUCGCAUUCAGCUGGAUGUGCGUGAAGACACCAGCAUCAUCGUGCUCCAUGCCAAGCAGAUGCAGAUAUCCAACGUGCUGCUCCUUGCUCCUGAAGGUGUGAGACCUCUGCAGGUGCUGGACUAUCCUCGUUUCCACCAGCUUGCCCUACUCUCAGACUCAGUGCUGACAAGAGGGAGAAAGUAUGAAGUCCAGCUGGAGUUUUCAGCUAACCUGUCUGACAGUUUCCAUGGUUUCUACAAGAGCACCUACUGCACCAGCAGCGGGGAGGUCCGGGUCCUGGCUUCCACACAGUUUGAAGCUACCUUUGCACGUGGAGCUUUUCCCUGUUUUGAUGAGCCCGCCUUCAAAGCCAACUUCACCAUACGGAUUAUACGAGAACCACACCACAUAGCUAUAUCCAACAUGCCCAUUGUGAAGACAGUAGAGUUACCUGGUGGUUUGCUUGAGGAUCACUUUGACACCACUGUAAAAAUGAGCACUUACCUGGUGGCCUACAUCGUGUCUGACUUUCAGUCCGUAAGCAAAAUCACCAAGCAUGGUGUCAAGAUUACAGUGUACGCUGUAGCAGAGAAGAUCAACCAGACCGCCUUUGCUCUGGAUGCUGCUGUGAAGCUGUUGGACUUCUAUGAUGACUUUUUUGAUAUUCCUUACCCUCUGCCUAAACAGGACCUGGCUGCUAUCCCUGACUUCCAGUCGGGUGCAAUGGAGAACUGGGGUCUGACCACCUACAGAGAGACGGGCCUCCUCUUUGACCCUGACAGAUCCUCAGCCUCUGAUAAACUGGCUAUCACCAAAGUUAUCGCCCAUGAGCUUGCACACCAGUGGUUUGGCAACCUCGUGACAAUGGAGUGGUGGAAUGACCUGUGGCUUAAUGAAGGUUUUGCAAAGUUCAUGGAAUUCAUUUCUCUCGACAUCAACUACCCAGAGCUGCAAGUGAAUGACUUCUUUUUGGGGAAAUGCUUUGAGGCCAUGGAGGUGGACUCCCUAAGCUCCUCUCACCCUGUCUCUACCGAUGUGGAAAACCCCACACAGAUCCAGGAGAUGUUUGAUGAUGUGUCAUAUGACAAGGGAGCCUGUAUUCUGAAUAUGCUGCGGGACUUCAUGACUCCUGAUGCCUUUGAGAUUGGCAUCAUUCGAUACCUGAAGCGCUACAGCUACCAAAACACCAUCAACAGCCACCUGUGGGAGAGUCUGACUAAUAUCUGCAACUCAGAUGAUAUGGAUGAAGGAGGAAAGAAACAUAAAGAAUUCUGCUCCAAGCGUGGCCUUCAGUCUGGAUCAUCGAAAUGGUUCUCUGGUGAUGAGCUGGAUGUCAAGGCCAUCAUGGACACAUGGACACUGCAGGAAGGUUUCCCACUGGUCACUGUGGAUGUCCGAGGCCGGGAGGUCAGGCUCAGUCAGGAGCGUUAUCUGAAGACGGACGACCCCUCCCUCACUGAAGGAUUCCUCUGGCAGAUCCCCCUGACCUACAUGACCAGCGCCUCCAGCACCAUCCACCGCUUCCUUCUAAAGACAAAGACCGAUGUUCUGUACCUGCCUGAAGAGGUGGAUUGGGUAAAGUUUAAUGUGGACAUGAGCGGGUACUACAUGGUCCAUUACGCAGGCGAGGGCUGGAACUCCAUCAUUAAACUUCUGCUACACAACCACACAGCACUGAGCAGCAAUGACCGUGCAAGCCUCAUACACAACGUCUUCCAGCUGGUCAGUAUUGGCAAGUUGAGGCUGGACACGGCUCUGGAUCUGUCUCUGUACCUGUCCAGAGAGACAAAGAUCAUGGCUGUGACUCAGGGCUUUGGGGAACUCGUGCCCCUCUACAAACUGAUGGAGAAGAGAGACAGCAUGGCUGCUCUGGAGAACCAGAUGAAGGGCUACAUCGUUGAUCUGUUCAGGGGCCUGAUUGACCGUCAGGAGUGGUCUGACUCUGGAUCAGUGUCUGAGCGAGUGCUCAGGAGCUACCUUCUGUUGUUUGCCUGUGUCAGGAACUACGCUCCCUGUGUCACCAAAGCGACCCAACUCUUUAAUCAGUGGAAGGACUCUGAUGGACAAAUGAGUCUCCCUGUUGAUGUCACCAUGGCAGUGUUUAUGAUUGGAGUUCGAACACCAGAGGGGUGGGACUUCCUCUUUGAGAAGUACCGCAGUUCUAUGCAAAUGUCUGUAAGAAGCCGUCUGAAGUCUGCUAUGGCUUACAGUCCUUUAAAGGACAAGCUCCAGUGGAUGAUGGAGCAGAGCCUCAAAGGUGAAGUGAUGAAGACUCAGGACCUCUCAGACGUAGUUGUUACUGUCAGCAGGAACCCUCAAGGCUACAAACUGGCCUGGGACUUCUUCCGAGCAAACUGGCACACCAUGAUCAAGAAGUUUGACCUGGGCUCCAGCACCAUAUCACACUUAGUGAUUGGAGUAACAAGUCAGUACUCCACCAGGGAGAUGUUGGAUGAGGUGAAAAGCUUCUUCGGCUCCCUGAUUGAAGAAACGGGCUCAGAGAUGAGGUGCAUCCGGCAGGCCUAUGAGACCAUUGAGGAUAACAUUCGCUGGAUGGACACCAACAUCCCUUUGCUACAGGCCUGGCUUGACAAACACAAACGCAGAGACGUGCAUGAAGAUUUAUAGUUUUGCGUGAUACAGAAAAGUCUGAGUUAGACAAUUGUGUCGCUUAAAGCACAAACCACACAUGACUCUUGGAAACAAAACAACAGACUUAAAGCAUCUCAUGGACUCUGUCUUGAAUCAUAAAUCUGAUGACUUAAGAAAGUCGGACAAAAUACAGUUUACCAUCGAUUUUAACACCAGCGACUCCUGACUUUCCUCUUAAAGAUUUGUAAAAAUUAAAUAAAUAAAUGAAAAUCCCUUAAAUCCUGUUACACAUCAAUCAUAAUUAGUAGCUGACUUGACUAAUAUGGCAAAACUUGUGAACACUAGUGACUUGUAAAUCCUGCUGGUACCAUCACUGUAAACUCCAUCCAUCCAUCCAUUUCCUAUACUGCCUAUCCCAGCUGUCACUGGGCAAGAGGCAGGGUACACCCUGUAUGGGUCGCCAGGAUCGCAGGGCAGACAUAUAGAGACAGACAACCAGGCAUGCUCACACCUACGGCCAAUUUUAGAGUGGUCAGUCAACCUAACAAGCAUGUCUUUUGGUGGUGGGAGGAAGCCGGAGUGCCCGGCGAGAACCCACGGGGAGAACAUGCAAACUGCACAGAAAGGCCCUGACCGGGGAGCGAACAGGAAACCUCUUGCUGUGAGGCAACAGUGCAAACCCCUGUGUCCAUGUGCAGCAAUCACUGUAAAUUUCAGAGUAAAAACAAAGCACUGUCAAAUAAAAUUGUUUCUCAGGUUCUCAAAUAACUAUAGUUUUCCUUUAAGAAUUUUCAUAUAGUACUGUUUCUUAUGAUUUUUGUUUGAAAAGUAUUUUCUUGGAGUAAAGUUUUCCCAUGAAAGCACUCCACCAUUGUCAUAACAUCUGAAGAUCAGAGGUGUCUGUGUUUUUCAUUUUCAUGUGUUUUUAUUCUAUCUGAAGAUGUACAAAUUUAAAUGAACUGAGUUUCCUAUGAAUGUCUACUUUUGGAAAGCUUAUUGUCCUUUGUGCUGCAUUGCCACUGCAGAAAGCAACAUGAUUAUUGUCUGUAUAUUAGUGCAAAUUUUAAAAUGUUGCACAGAAGAAAUUUACAUAGAUUUUGUCUUUUUUAGCAAACAUUUCGGCACCACACCUCUCCUUUUUUCAGUCAUGAAAAUCUAAAAAAACCCUUUAAAAAGUGCCAUAUGGUGAAAGCACAGUGGUGGGUCAAGCAAGUGGUAGUGUGAUGAAAACGAAUCUCAUGAAUGAGUAAUGAACAUGAGGCCUAACUACCGAGACUUUUGACCUCCAAAAUCUGAUCAGACUAUCUUUGCUUUAGAGUGCACAUUUGUGCAAAGGUAGAAAAUAAAUCCCUCAAAGAAUUAUUUAUAUAUUGCGUUCAUAAGCAAUAGAAUUAAGCCAAAUAACCCUUUUCUCUGAUCAUCUCAUCCUUAAGUCAAAGUGGAUAUUUAGAUAGUUUAUAUAUAGUUUGGAUAGUUUAUACCCCUUUGGCUCGGUUAUCACGAGAACAGAGGCAGAAAAAAAAAUCCCUAUUGAGAAAUAAAACUGAGCGUGACGCCUUUAGUAAAAAAUGCUGCAAAGUGGUUCUACCUAAAACAGAUUGAACACAGAAUUCUGUUUUGCACUAUUUGCUCUAGUUUGAAUUAUUGCUGAUGUUGGUAUGAAUUCAGUGAACACUGCUCCUUAUUGGUAUCAUUUUGUGAUCUGAUGGAAAUAUGUUAAAUAUAGUGAAAGCAAGCGCACUAUGAGUAGUGUGUUUUUAUUGUGAAGUCUUAUGGUGGCCUUGCUUUUACACUUCUGUAAAAUCCCUCUUAUGCAUUUCAAAAGAGGAAUUUUGUGUGGAAAAAAAACAUGCUGAUUGAAUAAAAAAUGGG